Rhagoletis pomonella (apple maggot) is the source of this 1055-nucleotide messenger RNA. RefSeq lists its product as uncharacterized. NCBI's taxonomy places the organism in Eukaryota, Metazoa, Arthropoda, Insecta, Diptera, Tephritidae. The coding region runs from base 29 to 958 and encodes 309 amino acids. The record is from RefSeq and is a predicted model, not a curated record. The transcript has a single exon.
UUUUGUUUGUUUCAUUGCAGAAAUUGGGAUGGAUACCUGGAUAAAGAAUGCUAUACUGUCGGAAAAUCGAGAUGCAAUCGGCGAUUGCUUCAAAAUAUUAAGAUGGUUAGAUACUGAAUAUUCUGGAACAUUACUUUAUAAAGAUGUUGAAACUAUUUUGAUAUGCGCUGAGUACGUAGAUAGCUAUUUUGAAACGUCAGGAGCAGAAUUAACGCAGGAAUUAAUGGAGAAAUAUGGCCACCACAGAGCGUUCUUAAAAGAAUAUUGCGCUAAACUGGAUGAGAUUGCGUUUUCGCUACGGACCGCGUCAAGAAUUCUAGCUACGGCUGAGGGCUAUAAACAUGUUUUUACCAUCGAAACAAUUUUGAAGCUAUUUAUGAGUGAUAUAAGCUUGUUAUAUAGCAAUAAGCUCUGUACAAAGAAUCAAAAUAUGGACACACCUCGAUCCAAAAUGCAACUAUUAGUAAAGAGAAUUUUUCAGUUACCGCCAAAAAAUAUUGACAUAGCUAUUGAAAGGUUGCUUUAUAAUAUUGAUUUUUCAGCGAUUGGUUACAUAUUUUUAGAAGAUUCAAAUAAUUUAUAUAUCAGUAAAUAUAAGGUAUUAGAACAUAAAAUAUGUAAAAAAAUCGCUGACGGUAGUAUAGACCCAUAUUUCAUAAAAUCGAUGGCCGUCACUGCUUUGAAUUCAAUAAAAGGAACCACUUUUCUUAAGUUGUGCUUUGAAAAUAAAAUGUUCGCCAAUAGUUUAGUAACAUUCAUCAUAUCGUACUUUCAUGAUUUUGAGAAAGGAAAUCACUUCAUGCCCCCAAACAACCAACAUAAAUUAUCUGAUAUACUCUUUUUAGUGCAUUGUAUAUCGACUUCGAAAUCUCUUUUACGUUUUAAACUAUUCAAAACUAUAUUUAAAAGCAAAUCUGUAUCACGCAUGGUAAAUAAAAACUUUUUUGUGUACUACUAGCAUGUAUGAAUGUCUGUACUUUAUCAAAGAAAGACUGGAACUGAACAUACAUAUCGUCGUAUCAAGAUAAUGCAAAACCGCGUAUGUUAGAUUGCUU